CCGAUCUGCUGCCGCCAGCGAGCAGAUCGAGCACGCACGUCGAUCGGUCGAUCAUGGCGAAGGUGCACCGGCUCAUCAACGCCGUGCUCCGGCUCGCCGCGGCGGGGGCUGCGGCGGCGGCGGCGGUCGUCAUGGUGACCAGCCGCGGGACCACCAGCUUCUUCGGCAUCCAGAUGGAGGCCAAGUACUCCUACACACCGUCCUUCAUCUUCUUCAUGGUGGCGUACGCCGUGGCGCCCGCUUACAGUCUGCUCGUCCUGGUCGUGCCGGCCGGGAGUGCCCUCUACAGAUUGGUUCUCACAACGGAUGUUGUACUGCCUCAGUGUUUCUUGUUAUUAUCUUAUUAUUAUAGAGCCUUUUAACAUCUUUAAAAAAAU
Oryza brachyantha (malo sina) is the source of this 377-nucleotide messenger RNA. RefSeq names its product CASP-like protein BLE3. The transcript has 2 exons. Lineage: Eukaryota; Viridiplantae; Streptophyta; Magnoliopsida; Poales; Poaceae. The record is from RefSeq and is a predicted model, not a curated record. The coding region runs from base 54 to 362 and encodes 102 amino acids.